Folsomia candida is the source of this 2706-nucleotide messenger RNA. RefSeq lists its product as uncharacterized. Bases 550 to 2199 code for a protein of 549 amino acids. The record is from RefSeq and is a predicted model, not a curated record. The transcript is spliced from 7 exons. Lineage: Eukaryota; Metazoa; Arthropoda; Collembola; Entomobryomorpha; Isotomidae.
AUUUUAUUUAUAUACACGCACGCUACAUACAUACAUACAUACACAAAAAAAAGUGAGUUUAACCCUUUUAUCGUCAUAUCCUUUUUUCCAUCAUCUCUCACAAAGCCCGUAACAUAAUAAAACUUGAGUGGGAUGCACAACACACAUAUUUUCCUCUUUUAUGUACUUGUGACAUACUAAUUAAUCAAUACAUACACAAAUAAAUAUUGCAAACUAUAUUUGUUUAUUUUAAAUAAUUGGCUAUGGUAUUUUCUCUUUUUCAAUACAAGUAAUCCAUGAACCAAAAAUGGUUCCAAAUAAUUCACUCUAAUAUCACGUUUAAUUCAAGUGUGGGCGACCCUUUUUGAACUUUACUUAAAAUAAAUUGUAUCCAUUACAUUUAAAUCAUUGGCAUGACAUACGUAAUGGAAGUGAAAGUCAAAUCUUCCACUUAGAUACUCUUAAGUCACUGUCAGAUAUAAAGUACAAAAAUUGUGUUCAAGAAAUUAACCUGCCGAUUGAAAUAGCCUUAAACAACAUAUAAAUACUGAAAUAAUAGAUAAUGAACACAUGGAAAACAUGAAUUACGAAAUAGGAGAUAUUGUUUCGUCCAAUUUCCCGAUGGAAAAUGAUACUGAUCUUACAACUCUCCUGGAGGAUAAGAAUGUUUGUGAAAUGUUCAAUGACUUUCUCGGAAGGCACGGAUGCAUUUCUCAACUGAAAUUUGUCUGGGCUGUCAACGGUCUUUAUGGUGUUGAUGAUGGAAUUAGAAUAAAACUUAUGAAGCAAAUAAUAUCCCAAUUACUGCCAGGAACACAAGGAAUUGAACAAUCUAUGCUAAAAAGAUUACAUGAUGUACUAAAUCAAACAAGCUUCAAUUGUGGAACGGAAUCAAUCUACAGUCUCACCAAUGUACUUGAGUCAGCCCGAGACCAAGUCUGGAUUCACACCGAAACUGUCCUAUUUCCUCAAUUUCGUCAGGAAAAUAACCCAAUACUAUGCGCCCUUUCUUACGCGGAGAGAAAUUCUGGAGCAUUUGAUAACAUUUGUGAAGGUCGUCCCUCGUCCACCUCCCUGGCAUUCAUGCAACAGAUAAUGAUACAGAAGCAAAAGAAUAUGGAAUUUGACAAGUUGGCCAGGACAAACCCACACAAUUUUGCUUACCUAUUAUUCCAAAAACUGGACCAGUCCCUGACGAUUAAACAGCAUGUCAUUAAUCAAAUUCCUUCUGAUGUCUUGGACGCAAAAUAUGCCCACAUUACAAGAGUCAGGUCAAAUUCGAGUGAAGAUGAAGAAAUGGAUCGCAUUUUGACCGACCAUGUCGACAAUGUGUUGGAAAAUAGCCCAAGUCCUGUCCUCACUAGUGGCCCAUUACUUCAAGAUUCUUUGCCUUAUUACCCAGAAAAUCAUUUACAACAACAGAAUACUGGACGAAGGUCGACUGAAAAUAAUUAUGCUCCAUCUUCUUCAACAUCACUUCGAGAAUGGAAUAAGAGAAUACAUGGCUCAAAACGUUCUUUGGAUUCUGCCAUAUCCGGAACGAGUAUGGUUUCGUCAUCCUCACAUCAAAAAUCCAUAACCUCCUCUUCCAGAGCCAAUCGGCAUCCCAGCAUGAUAAGUUUAGACUCUGGUAUAUCUUCGCUCCAAUCAAAGAAAACAAUUUGGGAUAAGCUUCGAGAAUACAAUGAAAUUCAUCAGGCAAUCCAAGAAGGGGUGGAAGAGGGUGCCACGUUAUCAUCGUCAUCAUCACAAUCGGAUGGCAUGGGAAAUGGGUCAUCGCGUAGUAGAACGUCUGAAUUGGGAAUUGCACCGCAUAAUCAACCAAGGGCUGAUUUACACUCACAGAAAAGUCAUAACCAGAGACAAUUCAAGAAGAACAAGACUGAUAUUAACUCUGCUGAUCAAGAGUUAUCGUCUUUACAUACCAAAUACAUUUCCACCAUUGUGACUUAUCAGUCAGAAAGUGGGACAUCUAAUGAAUCCUUCCUCUUGAAGAUUCCAACUAGCUCCACGAUUAAGCUUGACCUGUUCAAAAAAUAUCUCCCAAGAAAAGUUGAGCAUACCUUCAGAUAUUUUUUCAAAUCAGAAAUAUCGUGUCCAGAAAUGGGAUGCGGAAAUGAGGCUGGUAGUAUUUUCGUGGUAAAUGAAGAGAUUACGGAGGAUUAUCAGGACAUCCCCCUGCUAAAUGGCAAAAUCGUUGCAGUUGUUAAGACGGGAUGAUUUCUAAAAAAUGUGGGAAGCUACAUUAUUGUAAUCCAGACCAGCGAGUACCAUAUACUUAACACCAUUACGAAUUUUUUAUACCUUGACUCAAACCGGAUGAUUCAUUACGAGUUUGUAUGUUCGUAUCGCAAAAAUAACUUUUCGAACGAAAUACUAGCCUUGGAGAUGCGCACAUUUUUUACAAACUUGUGCUUUUGCGUUGCUAAUGAUGCGAACUUGCUGUGAAUGUUAUCCUAAGUGUUAUCUUUCUUGAGCAAUCAAUAAAUGAAGACUGAUAAAUACUUGUACUUGGAUAUUGAACGGAUCAAUACAAAAUGAUUGAAAUCAGUUAAGUAGUAUUUAGUCAAUUUUGAUAACACAUUCUGAAAUGAAAAUUCAGUGACUGAUUCUUCCAACCAAGUCACAAGUUAUAUCAUAUUUAAGACUAUUAUGCAUUUUAAUGACAUUGUUAACAAAUAGAUAUUUACUGGAAAAUAAAUUUUAUAUAAUACUCAUAAGUCGAAA